Molecule: messenger RNA, 1076 nt
Organism: Astrephomene gubernaculifera
Lineage: Eukaryota; Viridiplantae; Chlorophyta; Chlorophyceae; Chlamydomonadales; Astrephomenaceae
Source: the annotation of a GenBank genome assembly
GGUAGCUGCCCUGGACAGCCGCAAUUGAACUUUUUUGAACGCGCCAGGGGCCCCCUGCGCACAACUUUGCGCAGCGAUGGGUACCCACAAUGGAUGUUUGUUACUACUAGUUUCGUUGGUGCUUUGUACGCAUCUAAGCGGCGCUUCCACUGUCAUCAAGUCAGCACCUGCGCGGGCGACUGAAGCUUACGCUACACUCGUCUAUGGAGAGGAAUUCGUUCUGGCAGCUCGCGUUCUCGGACAAUCCCUUCGGGAAUCGGGCACAACAAGGGACCUGGUGGCCCUCACCACCGGCUCUCUGCCCGCCUCCGCCGAACUCACCCUCUCCUCCGACGGGUGGCGAGUAGUGCGUGUGGCGCCCGUGGCAAACCCGGCACGCGGCCCCCAGCCCACCGGCUACCCCCCGCGGUUCGCUUACGUGUACACCAAACUGUACAUCUUCAAGAUGACGGAGUACAAGAAGAUUGUCUUCCUGGACGGAGACAUCCUGGUGCUCCGAAACAUGGACGUGCUGUUCCGCUGCCCCGGCUUCUGCGCCGCGCUGCGACACAGCGAGCGCUUCAACACGGGCGUCAUGAGUCUGGUGCCCUCCACGGAGAUGUACGACGACAUGAUGGCCAAGGUGGCGACCAUGCCGUCGUACACUGGGGGAGACCAGGGUUUCCUCAAUUCGUACUUUGAGGGCUUUGCGCACGCGCCCCUGUUUGACGGAAACACACCCUACACGCCGGACCAGAGCAAGGUAAGUCAGUACAUGCGUUUGCCAACCACCUUCAACGCUGAUGUGGGCCUCUACGUGGUCAACUCCAACCGCUGGAUGCUCCCCCGCUCCUCCCUCUACGUUAUCCAUUAUACGCUGGGGCCCUUCAAACCCUGGGUUUGGUGGUCGGGGUGGCUUGUACGGGAAAACCCCGCAUGGUCUGCCGUACGAGCACGCCUGCCUGCUGACGUCAGCGGCCUCAGUGGCGGCCAUACGACACGUCAGCUCUUUUUCGAGCGAUGGAUGGUGCUGCUGCCUUGGGCGCUGCUGGCGGGGGCUGCGUACUUGUGUUGGGGUGUGGUGGGGCCUGCAUGCG